Paramisgurnus dabryanus is the source of this 833-nucleotide messenger RNA. RefSeq names its product cysteine and glycine-rich protein 2 (gene csrp2). Gene Ontology annotation, molecular function: structural constituent of muscle; actinin binding. Gene Ontology annotation, biological process: sarcomere organization; muscle tissue development. Gene Ontology annotation, cellular component: cytoplasm; nucleus; Z disc. NCBI's taxonomy places the organism in Eukaryota, Metazoa, Chordata, Actinopteri, Cypriniformes, Cobitidae. The record is from RefSeq and is a predicted model, not a curated record.
CGCCCCUUUUCCAUCAUAUCUGCAGUGAUAUUCAGACACACACGCUCUCUCAUCGCGGUACCAGUAAACAAACCUGAACACGCAGUCUGCUCAUAAUGCCAAACUGGGGUGGAGGAAACAAAUGUGGGGCUUGUCAUGGGACGGUCUACCACGCUGAAGAGGUCCAAUGUGAUGGAAGAAGUUUCCACAAGUGCUGCUUCCUCUGUAUGGUCUGCAGGAAAGGUUUAGACAGCACUACGCUGGCCAUCCAUGAACAGGAAAUCUACUGCAAAUCCUGCUAUGGGAAAAAGUACGGCCCAAAAGGAUACGGGUACGGCCAGGGGGCAGGAACGCUCAACAUGGACCGCGGCGAGAGGCUGGGCAUCAAACCGGAGGAGACCCAAACUCAUCGGCCCACCACCAACCCGAACCCAUCGAAGUUUGCUCAAAAGUUUGGAGGGGCAGAGAAGUGUGCACGCUGUGGGGAGUCUGUGUAUGCUGCAGAGAAGGUGAAGGGCGCUGGAAAGCCGUGGCACAAGAACUGCUUUCGCUGUGCCAAGUGUGGGAAGAGUUUGGAGUCGACCACUCAGACAGAAAAAGAUGGCGAAAUCUACUGCAAAGCGUGUUACGCAAAGAACUUUGGACCCAAAGGAUGUGGAUAUGGUCAGGGAGCAGGGGCUCUGGUCCACGCUCAAUAACAGUCAUGACUUCUUUACCAUUAUCUAAACUUACUAUUAAUUUAAAAAAAACUUUAAGGGUUAUAUUGGUGCAUAGAAAAGUCAAUUUCAUAAGCAUCUACUUUUAUGAAUAAAAUAUAUGUAUGCAAUAAAAACUGAAGAGCAGCACACAAUCUA